UUAUGUCAUUUUUGAAGUAUUUGCAAGAGUGGGAGAGUAUGAAAAAAAAAUUACCAAUUAGUCCGAGUACUUUACUAGGUUUAAAAGUGACUUUAAAAGCGACCCUUGAGAUUUUAGAUAUGCUGCACGAAAACAAUGAUUAUGACUAUUUGAUGACUGCUACUCUUUCCCAAGACCCACUAGAGAGAUUUUUUUCGGUGAUACGGUUUUCUUGCGGUAGUAACGAUCACCCAGAUCCAAAACUGUUUGGACAGGUUUACCGUCUACUUUCUAGCUUUUCUCUUAUACGACCCCCUAAAGGCUGUAAUGUUACUGGUACUGAGCUGCUUAAGAGCUUAAUGGAAGCUAAAGAUUCGUUAAAAGUUUCGAAUGAAUGCAGAGAACUAUGGCUACAAAAACUUGAUGAUUUAUUAGAUGGUGAUUUACCAUUGGAACAAAGUAUUACUUCCGAAGAGGACCAUGAUUAUAAUGAAGCUGUGACUAGUCAAGAAGUACAAUCCUAUAUUGCUGGUUAUAUUGUUAGGAAGUUUAAAAAAAUAGUUAAAUGCAAUCGCUGCAUUGAAACACUGCAAAUGGAUAGAGAUAAGGGGAAAGAACUUAAUCGUAAUGAUGUAGUUAAUAAAAUGGACUUAUACGGUGGUUUGUUAUAUGCUAGUAAUGAAGUAUUUAUAUUGACGAAGCAACUGGAAGAAUGUGUUCUGAGGGUAAUAAGUAAAUCUAAAAUUAACAUAGAUAUAAUAGAUGAUAUUUAUACAGAAAUGGCAAAAAAAAAAAAAUCUACAGAUAGUUGGAUGCUGCGAACAUACCAAAGAAAUAACCAAAAAAGUUAUUGAUACUUAUAUAAUUAUGAGGGCUCAUUUUCUAGCUACUUCGGAAAAUAAGCGACGCGAAUCUGCUAGAACAAAAAUUAAAAUGUUUAGAAAAAAUGCCAAAUUAUUAACAUGACUUAUUAAAUUUUAAAAAUCUUAUGGUUAACGUAUGAGAUA
This is a messenger RNA of Cotesia glomerata, 986 nucleotides long. RefSeq lists its product as uncharacterized. The transcript is spliced from 2 exons. NCBI's taxonomy places the organism in Eukaryota, Metazoa, Arthropoda, Insecta, Hymenoptera, Braconidae. The record is from RefSeq and is a predicted model, not a curated record. The coding region runs from base 3 to 833 and encodes 276 amino acids.